GUCUAUAAUGGUAUGACUCAGUUGGGUUAUGAGAAGCUUUAUGAUGAAUUUAGCUUCAGAACUGAGCAAAGGGAUGUGACCCUAUACUUAACUGCAGUUGCUUCCGUUUCAAAUUUAGUUCAAAAACCUACGGUCAAGACUUCUCCAGAACAAGGAUUGGUUGUUCAGUUGUCUGGUUCUGGAGCAGAUGGCAGGCCACCAACUACCUUGUCUCCCACUAUGAUACUUGUGGACUGGAGAUGUGAAAAGACUCGUACUACACCUUAUGAAGUUGAAAUUACCAUUCCAGUGGAGAAUUAUGACCCAAUUCAGUUCACUCUUGCAAAUAUGUGUGAACACAGCCAAGGUGAACGUGGCGAAGCUACUAGAGGUUGGGCCAUAUUUGGAAUCAUAUCUUGCAUAUCAAUUGUAGCCUUCACACUGUUAUGCAUUGGAGGGUUUAUUUAUAGGACAAGAGUGACAAACCUGCGAGGGCUUGAUGCUGUACCAGGGAUGGCAAUAUUAUCGGCAUGUUUGGAAACUGCAAGUGGAGGCUUGCAAGGCGGCUAUACAUGCCCAGAUGAUGCUAAUAAUCCUUUUGCAAAUCAAACUUCGUGGGAUCAGCGACCAAAUUCUACUCAAAGAACAUGGAGAGCUAUUAUCUUCCGGACUAUACAGAUUUUGAAGAGGCUUAUAAUCAUCCAGUCCCGGAAAAAGUUCAUCAUGUUUGCAACCGCUAUCAGAUAUAUAGCGAGGAAACCAAAGCCGAAGAUGAAACCAAUAGAACUCAAAACUCCUCCCGAGCAAACACAGACAAUCACAAGAACUAUUUUUAACAUCUUAAAGGAACAUGGCCCACUAACCGUUGCCGACACCUGGGAGCAUGUUAAGGAUGUCGGGUUGAAAGGACUCACGAGCAAGCGGCACAUGAAAAUAGUAAUGAGAUGGAUGCGGGAGAGGCAAAAAUUACGGCAAAUAUGCAACCAUGUGGGGCCCAACAAGCAAUUUUUGUACGCUACAUGGUUCACAAAACCUGAUGUCAAGCAAACAAGGCCCGGAACUGGACAUGGACCAAAUGCUUCAACUCCAAAGGUAAACAAAAUUCGACGUGUAUAUGAGCUUAUCUUGAUUUUGGCUUGUAGAGGAUUUUGUGCUGAUGCGAUGCAUGAUUUAAUUGUCGCUGUAAUUUCAGCUGCUGUUUUUGGCGCAUUUGGAGCUGGUUCAGUGGCUGUGCCAAGUACAAGUUGUUAUGCCAUCGAUAAUACCAGUCACAUCCAUGAUUUUAGUGAUUUGGUCGGACAAAUUUUUGAGUAUGAUGACGAUAAGAACCCUGAUCUGGUGGUGAGGUUCUGUAAAGAUGUCGAGACGAGAUCCCAACCGGGAUAUGUGGAUUUUGGAAGAUUUGAUAAAUUCAAUUAUUUUACUGCCGGUUCUGGACAUGCCGACUUUGUGCAGGAAUAUUAUAGUGGUGACCUAAUGAAGUGUGAAAAAACUUUUGAUAAAUUGGGGCGCACAGCUCAGGUGGUAUGGGGUGCAUCUGCAAAGUUACCUAUGAAUCUUCAUGCAGCUUCUGAAAUGACAUUCAAGAGAAAGUUUGUUACAAAAUUAGGAGAAAAUAUAAUUUGCUUAAACCUGCCUUUUGAGAUGCUUCCACCAUCUAGCAAAUGUAGAUUCUCUCUGAAUAGCUUUCAUAAAACUUCAAUUUAUUUUUUCAACUUCUUAUUAUUUGGGGUUUUGUACUCCUUGGGCAGAGUGCUCAUCGAUCUAGCCAUUCCCUGCGUGAAACCAGGUCUGCGGGUAUUUGAGGGCUUCACAGUUGGCUUUCAUCCUCGCUCGUGGGAAAUUGUCUAUAAUGGUAUGACUCAGUUGGGUUAUGAGAAGCUUUAUGAUGAAUUUAGUUUUCGCUUCAGAGUUGUGUUCAACGAGAGCAUGACCACAUGGAAGAAAGUCUACCAUAAAUGCAAAUGUCACGGCGGUUGGGAAUAUAAGCUUGGUUUGUUGAAAAAAGCUGGUUUCAUUUUGAGUGAAGCCACUGGAGUUUCUGAUACUGCACAAGGGUAUAUUUACUUCUACAAAAAGGUGGUCCCACAGAUCAAUACAAAGCGGGUGCAGUGGGGGAGAACUGAGAAGUACAAGCUUAUAGUAAUGUCAUUUGCUAUUUUACAAAUUUUCUAGAGUCAGGUGCUUU
Striga asiatica is the source of this 2167-nucleotide messenger RNA. Lineage: Eukaryota; Viridiplantae; Streptophyta; Magnoliopsida; Lamiales; Orobanchaceae. The record is from the annotation of a GenBank genome assembly.